This is a messenger RNA of Penicillium expansum, 999 nucleotides long. RefSeq names its product amidohydrolase family protein. Gene Ontology annotation, molecular function: hydrolase activity; carboxy-lyase activity. The record is from RefSeq and is a predicted model, not a curated record. Bases 1 to 999 code for a protein of 332 amino acids. The transcript is spliced from 2 exons. NCBI's taxonomy places the organism in Eukaryota, Fungi, Ascomycota, Eurotiomycetes, Eurotiales, Aspergillaceae. Gene Ontology annotation, biological process: secondary metabolic process. Gene Ontology annotation, cellular component: cytoplasm; cytosol.
AUGGAGAGAAUCGACAUUCACACCCACUGUGUGCCACCCUCCUACCGCGAAUAUUGCCUACAGAGCGACUUCGCAGGCAGAGGCCACCCAGAUGGAAUGCCCGCGAUCCCAGAAUGGAGCGCUGAAUCACAUAUUGACCUAAUGACCAAGCUGCAAAUUAAAAAAUCGGUGCUAAGCAUGUCGUCGCCAGCAACACAUCUAACCCCGGGCAACGACGAAGAAGGCCGAACCGUAACUAGGCGCGCCAACAUCGACAUGUCCAAAAUCUGCGCCGAUCACCCAACCCAUUUCCUCUUCUUCGCCUCUCUCCCCCUUCCAGACGUGGAAGGCUCCCUUGCAGAAAUAGACUAUGCACUAGACCAUCUUGGCGCAGUGGGGUUUCAAAUCCUGACCAAUUCGCAUGGCAUCUACCCGGGUGAUCAGCGCUUUAGUCGUGUUUUUGACAAAUUAAGUGAGCGAAAGACCAUCGCUUUCUUUCACCCGACUACCUGUCUUACCCGGCACGACGAUGACUCCAUAGAGAAGGUGAUACCGCUUCCUAGUGUUGCUGCACCUAUCAUGGAGUUCAUGUUCGAUUCUACGCGGUCGCUUAUGAGUCUGCUUACUUCUGGGACAGUUGAUCGGUGUCCUGGGAUUACGUUUGUGGUUUGCCAUUGUGGUGCGACUUUCCCUCCGAUUAUGGAGAGGAUUGCGGAGUUCUCAUCUUUGAUUCCCGGUUCGGACGGUAUUAGUGGCGAGAGGAUUAAGGAGUUGUUGCAGACGCGUUUCUAUUUCGAUCUUGCCGGUGUGCCGUUCCCAGAUCAGAUUCAUGGUCUUCUGCGGCUGGUUGAUUCGUCCAGAUUGCUGUAUGGGAGUGACUAUCCCUAUACCCCUGCGGCGUUGGCUGAGUCUUUAGCUAAGAGAGUGGAUGAUGGAUUGCAGACUCUAUUUGGAUCAGAAACAACGGAACGAAUUUUGUUGGAUAAUGCGCAGCAGAUUCUUGGGGAAACCCAUGAAUAG